CAGGCAUGUAACAUAGACAUCAGCAGUGCAGCAAACUAACAGCAAGCUUUUUAAAAAAACGGAAUAAGAAGAAAUCCAGCAUGCAUUUCCUAUCCCAGCAUAGCUUAACAGCUCAGUGGGGAACAUGCUGCUACCUGGCAUGCGUACUCAUCGUGAUCUCCUGCUCUCGACCGGUGUCCCCCGCUCAACCCCCUCCCGUGGCGGCAGGUUACCGCUCUGCGUUCUCUGCCACGCAGACUAACAGCAUGGUGGGAGGCAAGCAGAAGGCCGUGACCUUCAGCCGGCUCACGGUCAACAUCGGCGGGGACUUCAACCCGGACACCGGCCUCUUCCGCUGCCGCAUCCCGGGGGCUUACUACUUCGCCUUCUCUGUGGGGAAGUUCCCAAAGAAAAUGCUGUCUGUGAUACUGGUGCGGAACGGAGAGGAGGUGCAGGCCAUGGCGUACGACGACUACCGCAAGAAAGGGAGGAAAGUUCAGAGCCAGAGCGUCAUGAUCAGUCUGAAGGAAAUGGACACAGUGUGGCUGCUUUUACAGCAGAGUCCUCAGUAUGCUCUGUACAGCAACGCAGGGCCGUACAUCACCUUCUCUGGUUACCUCGUCUACCCAGACCUUUCCCAAAGCAGCCUCAUCAGCAACCACCUGUCCCCGCCAGGCCCGUCCUUCACAAACUGCCCCCCUCAGGCCGACCCCGGGGCCAAAGGUCAAAGCUCAGAUCAGCCGCGGUCUGCUUUCUCUGUGGCACGGACGUCCACUCUCCUGGGUCAGAGCAGCAGGCAGCAGGACAAGCCACCUCUGACCUUCGAUGUGGAGUAUGUAAACAUCGGGGGACAUUUCAACAGGACCUCCGGCCUCUUCACCUGCCACUUUCCCGGCGCGUACUUCUUCGCCUUCACUAUCGGGAAGCACCCGCGUAAGGCCGUCUCUGUGAAGCUGAUGACCGGGAAGGGCGAGGUGCAGGCGAUGGUGUUCGACGAGGACACGUCGAAGAGACGCGAGAUGCAGAGUCAGAGUCUGCUGCUGUCUCUCCGGCGCGGUGACAGCGUGUGGCUGUACAGUCAGCAGGACGAGCGCUACGCCGUCUACAGCAACCAAGGGAGGUACACCACCUUCUCCGGCUUUCUGGUUUACCCCGAAGAGACGACGCUCACACCUCCCACCCCUCAGGACGGAACGCCCCACUAAAUGUUUCACCUCAUUUUUUUAAAGAUAGUCUAGAAAAGAUAACACAAUGUGAUGUUUAAUGUAGAUAUCUGUAUGUUACUUCAGAGUGAACGGGGCAGAACACAUCCUGCACCUGUUCUCAUUAUUAUGUUAAGUAUCUUUUAAUUAUAGUGAAUAGAAGUAGGGAUCAAAGCUGUUGCCAAAUUCUACCACAAGAUGGUGCUAGAGGACAAGUAUGGACACUAACAAGAAUGCAAAGAGGUCAUUUUGUCUUUAAAGUGCAAUAACUGUAAGACAUCAUCAUAAACAACUGAAUGAUUUAGUGUUAGUUACUGUUAAUAUGUUCUGCAUUAACUAGAAAAAACAAUUACAUGUAAACAGAUGUAAUGCAUAUAAGGAAAAUGAUGUAAAUGAUGUAUAGUUUAUUAACAUUUACUUACUGUAAAAGUAGAUUUAGAAAUACUUUAUAAUCAUGUCAGAGAUGAUAGCCUGCUUAUGAAACUUGAAUGUUAUGGAUAAACCUAUAUAUAAAUAUAUAUAUAUAAAUAGAUGUAUUGUUUUAUGUUUAAUGUUCAUUUCAGGAAAAUAAUAAAUAAAGUCAUACAUUUAAUGAAUUAAAAAGAGAUUGAUUCU
Labrus mixtus (cuckoo wrasse) is the source of this 1796-nucleotide messenger RNA. RefSeq names its product C1q and TNF related 13 (gene c1qtnf13). Gene Ontology annotation, molecular function: protein binding. The record is from RefSeq and is a predicted model, not a curated record. The transcript is spliced from 2 exons. NCBI's taxonomy places the organism in Eukaryota, Metazoa, Chordata, Actinopteri, Labriformes, Labridae. The coding region runs from base 81 to 1184 and encodes 367 amino acids.